Musca vetustissima is the source of this 1062-nucleotide messenger RNA. RefSeq names its product zinc finger protein 148 (gene Asciz). Bases 1 to 1062 code for a protein of 353 amino acids. Gene Ontology annotation, cellular component: nucleus. Lineage: Eukaryota; Metazoa; Arthropoda; Insecta; Diptera; Muscidae. The transcript has 2 exons. Gene Ontology annotation, biological process: regulation of transcription by RNA polymerase II. Gene Ontology annotation, molecular function: transcription cis-regulatory region binding; DNA-binding transcription factor activity, RNA polymerase II-specific. The record is from RefSeq and is a predicted model, not a curated record.
AUGAAAUAUUUACGGCAGCACUAUCAGAAGGUACAUUUGGCCAAGAAUUUCGUGUGUGACGAUUGUGGCAAGGCAUUUUCUUUGGACAGCCAGUUGAGGAAACAUAAGCGGGAUGUGUGCGGUAAGGCUUUCGCUUGUCGUGAAUGUGGUUGGCCAUAUGAAUCGUUGGAAGCGCUAUUGACCCAUGGCAAACGCAAGGGCCAUAAUGUCAAGGAGGUUAUCACCAUAACUAAGCGGGAAGGGAGGUUGCCGGUAAAUCCGAAGUCGGGAGGUGGUGGGAAAUUUAGACAACAAAGCACUAAGGCGACGGCGGCGGCGGAUUCGCCGAUGGAAAUGAUGCCGAUGGUGGAUAAUAAGGAUAAAAUGAUGUCGAAGCAGACAGAAGAGGAAAUUAAUGGAAAUUACCAACUACCAGCAACACCAUCAUCAUCGACAUCAUCCACCUCCACUGUCGAAGUCAACCUCUGCCCCACACAAAUGUCCGCCGGUGUACAAACCGAAUGUUUCCCCGAAUUGAUGCAUUCACCCAAUACUACUACUAGUCAAGAUAUUUCCAAUGCCCUGGAUGAAAUACAUUCCCUAUUGCGCGACAUUGAAACCCAAACGGAACCGCCGCUACUCACAGACAAUCAAAGCAAUGAAAAUCAAAAUUAUUUAGAUCAAAUGUUGGCCGCCGCACAAUCCGCACACAUGUACACGCAAACAUGUGAUGAUUUUCUUAGUGAAUUGGGUCUGGCAGAUAUUCAAACUCAAACGAAUUGGCCAUCGCCGCAACGUAAUGUGGAAGAAAAACUGCAAUAUACCUCAACGGCCACCUCCACAAAUCCUUGUAUACACGACGAACUAUUGGUGUCCACCGAGACUCAGACUAGUUUUACACAAUGUCUUUUGAAUUCGUGUACCGAUACUGGGACAAGUACACCCCCCGUUAGUUUUGGUAGUCUUUAUCACACCUCGUCACAGCAUACCCAAACCUCUGAUCCAUAUUUGGAAAGUUUUGAUUUUGGUGGUCAGGCUUCGGAUUUAAUGGAUGGUUUCCAAUCGACCUAUACACAGACAUGA